Messenger RNA from Marchantia polymorpha subsp. ruderalis, 2232 nucleotides. The record is from the annotation of a GenBank genome assembly. NCBI's taxonomy places the organism in Eukaryota, Viridiplantae, Streptophyta, Marchantiopsida, Marchantiales, Marchantiaceae.
ACGCUUGGAAUCUGCUGUGUUCUCCUCCCUCGCCCCCACCCCCACAUUGAAUGGACCCGGCUUCGUUGAGAUUGUAGAACAUCUUCCAAUCAGGAGGCCAGGCUGGCUAGGGCGACCGCUGGCUGAGUCGGGUCGGAUGAGGGAUGAUGUGAGAACAUUCUUGCCUUCGAGGGAAUCUUGAUGUGCUCUUUUGAUUUCAUGUUUAUCAGUUUCGACAAUCUGGAUAGGGGGUAAAAAGCGGGAUCGUAUACGUCCAGCGACUCCGCUGAUACUCUUGUUCGUCAGUCAACAUACGAGAGCUGUUCGUUCGGUCGGCAAUGUCGGUACAGACGGUACGUGAUCAUUUGUGGGGAAUGACUCUCGGUUCAGACCCGAGAGACUACUUGGCUUAGCUUCAUUGAGUCCUCGUUCAUCGUCAUAAGAUUUGAUGAUCAAGAUAGGGUUGAAGGCGGCAGAGGCAGAGUGUCCAGCUGAAUGCUGCGAUUGUCGCUUGUCAUGAGAUGCUUCCUGGCUGUUGUCCGUGUCCAUGAGCUGAGCAGUCGGGGAGAGGGCCUAUUAUUUUCUAUUUAAACGGGGUCCGUCCCCCUUCGUGCCUCCUGCUUCCUGCUUCUGUUCUGUAUCUUUCAUUCGUUCGUGAUUCCUCGUGAGGUGAUUUUGCUUCUUCGUUCCCUUCCCUUCCCUUCCCUUCCCUUCUCUUCAUCAUCAUCAGCAUCAUCAUCAUCAUCGUUCUGCAAGGGUGAUUCGAAUCGGUUGGAACCAUGGUGACCUUGGAACAGCAUGUGGUUCGGUCCGGGAAGGUCGGGGAUCAGAGUGUCGAGGAUUUUCUCGAAAUGCUGGAAGAAGAGGGGUUCAGGCGAGAAGAUCCAUACGACCCGGAAACGAUGGCCAAGUACCUGCCGAAGGGAUGGAAAGACCACUGGAAGGUCAAGUACGCCGCAGUUUUCUCCAAACCCCGGCAACUGCGAUUCGGAAGGCCAGGCAUGGAGGAGUUUCUGGCCUGCGUAGAGAACGUGAUCGGGAACCUAGAGCAGCGAGUGGCAAGCAGCUUCAUCUUCAGGACCGUGUUCUACGUGCUGCUCUACACUUCCGUCUUCGACGUGAUCAGAGUCACUCUCCUCACCGCAGAUCAGCUAUGGCCCUUCGAGAUCCUGACUUCCUUCAACGAUCCCGUCGUCGCCAUGUUCACUGUCCUCAUCGCCCUGCCGCUGUACAUUUUCUUCUUCCUGUAUCGCCUCAUCUGCCCGCUCGUCGUCUCCUACUCUCUCUACAAGCUCGUUCGUCACCCGGAAAGCUACAAACACUAGGAACGCAUCGGAACAGGCCGCCGCCGCCUCGUUCAUGCUCUCAGCUCUUCGCGAGAAUUUCGCUCUCGAUCUGAAAUACCCCGUUCAUACUGUUACGGGACAUAUUAUAAAUUGGUAGCCACCCGGAGCGAGCUCAGUGUGGGAACAUUCGGUUCAGCAAAAGCCGCACCGACUGUCAAUGUAUAUGAGGACGAUCUCCGCACUGCUCGGCGAGCUUCUUAGGAUCAUCCGCCACGAACAGAAGGGCGCUGAUGGCUUCAGGGGAGGUUGAAUGACGAUGGGAGGAUGAUCAGGUUCUUCCCUCGGUUCCUUGCCGAGCAGCUGCUCCGGAGGGAAUUCAGGUGGAUAAUUGUCUAGGAUAGAAUUUUUUAGGAAGGUGGAGUGGUUCGGAGGCAUUCAGACUGUGUACUUUUUUCCAGGAGCUCUUCAGAAGCAUCAACUGCUUCUGAAGAUGGAGAUGUGCACCGAGCCAGCAGACAGUCUACUCCACCUCUCUUUGUAUCUAAGGAAACGCGCAAUCACCGAUUCGGUCGCCGUAUUCUUCGAAGUGCACCGUGUGGAAGGUAUCGAGUGAUACACUUCAAUGAGCGCCAUGUAUGAAUAAUUCGUGCAUUCUCCCGCAUCUUGAUGAUCGGCAUCAGGUCUCUUUCAACCCUUUUAGAAUUGAUGACUAUCCUCACUGCUCAGCGAAGCGUCUAGAAUUAUGUGCAAGAGUUGCAAGUGGCUGCCGCCUGGACGGAUGCCAAUUUCUUAUCACUCAUUUGUAGAAACGUUGGAUUGGCAGGCGGUUCCCAGCCGAAGUUGGAAUCUCCUCUAGCGAGGAUCAUUGUGAAAUUGUUUGCAGUUGAACAUUGCAAGAGCUACUGAUUUCAUUUGUGCCUUACUAUUACAAAGCACGCUAGUAAAGCACAUUCUUGUAUAUUUCACC